GGGAGAGGCGGUUUCACAGUGCGGACCCGAAAGGGAGAUUAGAGCCUCGAAGUGCGCCUGCGCGGAAAUGGAAGGCGCGUUCUCCCGGCCUCACGCAUAAAGGGAAGCACGCAUGCGCAGCUGUUGGAGAGGGUUUUCAGCGUAGGGGGUGAAUACUUUUAAUUACACGGAUAAUGGUUUGGUGUGUCUCCCCACCAUUCGUCAUGGGUAUUGAUUGGAGAUCAAAAGGAGAUCCUCUUUGAAUUCAUGGUUGUAGCGGAAGGGGCGGGGUCGAGGUGUUGUCCGCGUUAAUGAAUGUACACGCAUACUUUGCUGUCGUUAAAUUAACGUGCGAAUUACAAGAAGCGUGUACUCCUUGGGAAUGUGAUGCAUACCUGACUUCUUGCUUCAGUGGCUUUUAAAAAAAAACUUGAUUUGCCUUUGGGAAUUGUGUCGUGUAGUUACAUGGGCCCUGAGUGUUUGUCACAGAAAUCAUGCAGGGGGUGUUUUGCCAAAACUGGGGUGCAGAUUUGGACUAUUGGUUGUUGUUGUUUAGUCGUUUAGUCGUGUCCGACUCUUCGUGACCCUAUGGACCACAGCAUGCCAAGCAGUCCUGUAUUCCACUGCCUCCCGCAGUUUGGUCAAACUCAUAGCUUCGAGAACACUGUCCAACCAUCUCAUCCUCUGUCGUCUCCUUGUGCCCCCAAUCUUUCCCAACAACAGGGUCUUUUCCAGGGAAUCUUCUCUUCUCAUGAGGUGGCCAAGGUACUGGAGCCUCAGCUUCAGGAUCUGCCCUUCCAGUGAGCACUCAGGGCUGAUUUCCUUCAGAAUUGAUCGGUUUUAUCUUCUUGCAGUCCAUGGGACUUCUCAAGAGUCUUCUCCAGCACAUCAGGGUCUUUUCCAGGGAAUCUUCUCUUCUCAUGAGGUGGCCAAAGUACUGGAGUCUCAGCUUCAGGAUCUGUCCUUCCAGAUCUAACUCAGGGCUGAUUUCCUUCAGAAUGGUUGGUUUUAUCUUCUUGCAGUCCAUGGGCUAUUGGUAGAGCCUGUUAUUGCUAUGCCUUGACUUUCUGGCUCUCUAGUUCCUGGGCUACAGCUCCCAUCACACGCCAGCGGAACGGCCUGUCAGCAGAGCUUAUCAACCAUCACUAAGCGUCCCCCUCUCUCGAGAACCCUCUCCCGUAUAGCUGCUUUACAAUGCCCAUCUAGGUCAGCACUGUCUAUACCAGGAGGGGCUUCAGGCCUGGGGGCCAAAUGCAACCCCCACCCCCCACACCUUUAUUUGAUCCUCAGAGCUUUCCCCAGGCCACACCGCUCACUUCACACCCUAGGUUUUUUUGCCUGGAAUGUGGUCUUGAAGUCUGAUAUUGCCUCCUUGUCUGAUAUUGUCUGAUUGUCUGCUAUUGGGUGGAAGAUAGAGCAGAAACCAGCUUACAGUACAAAGGUAAAGUUUACUUUUGAUGCACUGUCUACUUCCGCCUCUGGUCCUACCCACCACACCCAUGGGGCCCUCCAAAAGUUGCCCAGAAAAUAAUGUGGUCCUUGGGCUGAAAAAUGUUCCUCACAGAUAAUUAGAAGGUACUUGAAAGUAUCAAAUAGGCCUAGGAUUAGAAUAAGAAUGUUGUAUAGUAAUAUGGAUUUAAAUUAAUAAGAAAAGAGAUGAAGAUAGUAAAUGGAAGGUAAAUGUAUUAGAAAGAUGAUAUUGGAGAACUGUCACAAAGGUGUCACAAUGAAAUUCAGUUAGGGGGGAUUUGAGGAAAUCAGAUAACAAUGAAAGUUAAUUUGGAUUUUAGAAGUAAUAAGUUUUUAUUUUUAUUUUUUAUUUUUAGUAUUGUAAUGUGUUUUGUUUUGUGUCUUUUAUAUGUUAUAUUUGUUAUAAAUGUGGAAAAUUAAUUUUAAAAAAUUGAAAAAAAGGAAGAAAAAGGUUCCUCACCCCUGGUUCAUACUGACACUGACAGUGACUCCUCUAAAUUUCAGACAGGAGACAUUCACAGCCCUACCCGGAGAGUCUGGGGAUUGAACCUGGGAUCAUCUGCAUGCAAAGCAGGUGAUCUUCCCCUGAGUCCUUUCCCUCCUCAUUUGGGUUUCUCCUCUUUUCUCCAAGGUUUGCCUCGGCCUGAGAAUGAACAAGCAGAAGAAGGCAGCAUAUGCUGAGCAGACCACAACCCUUGACAAGUUUGGUUCUGAUAUCAUUGCUGAAAUUGAGAAGCUCUUUGGGAAGAAGUUCUCAUACAUCAAACCACCCAACAACGAAUGGCAGCUGCCGGAUCCUAACCAGGCUUUUAGCUGCAAUCACAAAGAGUUCAGUUCCCUUGCCUCCUUGAAGGAUUCCCUGAAUGAAGUCAAGAACCAGCUGAGCGACAAGAAAUUAGAUGAGUGGCAUCAGCACACAUCCUUCACCAACAAAGCAGGGAAGAUCAUUGCUCACAUCAAGCAAGCUGUAAAUGCUGAGUUGUGUACCCAAGCAUGGUGCAAAUUCCAUGAGAUCCUGGGCAGCUUCCCUCUCCUCCCAAGCGAUGCUCUUCAAAAUGGGGAACUCAACUCUGUCCAUCUCUGUGAGGCUCCUGGCGCCUUCAUAGCCAGCCUCAAUCAUUACCUCAAGUCUCACCGCAUCCCUUGCGACUGGAAUUGGGUAGCUAAUACAUUGAACCCGUACUAUGAAGCAAACGAUACCCUUAUGAUGAUUAUGGAUGACAGGCUUAUCGCAAACACUCUGCCCUGGUGGUAUUUUGGCCCUGAGAACACAGGGGAUGUGAUGACGCUCAAACAUCUCACGGGACUGCAGCAGUUCAUCAGCAACAUGGCCACCGUUCACCUGGUCACAUCUGACGGGAGCUUUGAUUGCCAAGGAAAUCCAGGCGAGCAAGAAGCCCUGGUUUCCUCUUUGCAUUACUGUGAAACGGUCACUGCUUUAAUGACCCUUGGCCUCGGGGGCUCCUUCGUUCUGAAGAUGUUCACUCUGUUUGAACAUUGUUCCGUUAGCUUGCUGUAUCUGCUGAACUGCUCUUUCGAAGAGGUUCACGUGUUUAAACCAGCCACUAGUAAAGCUGGGAACUCUGAGGUGUAUGUGGUCUGCCUUCACUAUUUGGGCAGGGAGGCCAUUCACUUGCUCUUGUCCAAGAUGAUGCAGAACUUUGGGACGGACAUGGUCGAGAAGGCCCUCUUCCCCCAACACUCCAUUCCGGAAUCUUUCCUUAAAGUCCACGAAGAGUGCUGUUCGUUCUUCCACAGGCACCAAAUCGAGACUAUUGCUGAGAACCUCCGACUCUUUGAGCGCAUGGGCAAGGUGGAGCAGGCGAGGCUGAACGCUUUACGGGAUUGUUGCGUCGCGUUCUUCUUGAACCGGUUCCAGAUGAAGCCUAUCGCCAGAAAUAACUGGCUUGUGAAGAAGCCCCGUGGGGGCUGUAGCAUGAACUCCAAAUGGUGCGGGCAGAGGAACAAAUACUUUUGCACGUACAAUGAGAGGAAGAUUCUGGAGUCUCUGACAUGGGAGGAGAAAGUGGCCAAGGGCUGUCUUAAUCAAUGGGCUGAAGAACAUUCCCUCGGUAACGUCGGGAAAAAAUGCAUCUUGGAAGGGGCUUCUUGCAGCCUGGAGUGUCAGUUAUGGUACAUCUUGGAGGGGCGGAGGUUGCCGAGAGUGAAGUGUUCUCCCUUCUGUGAUGGUGAGGUCCUGAAGAGCCUCAAUGAAGCUCUUGAGAAAUCUUUCGUUGGCAGGGCAAGCGUUGGUGCCCUCAGAAGCCUGACACAGCAAGAGUGCCAAUCUUGCAAUGUUCUUACAGAGUCACUGAUAUUGUCUGAAUUGUCUGAACUUAUGGAGGUUCCAAAUGAAGGUCGCGUCGGCCAAAGAAAGUGCUUGACUGUAGGCUUCCCAUUGCUUUGUGAUGCCAACAGCCCAUCUGGCUUGGAAGUUAAACGCUUGGAGUCUGCAUCACUCUCAACGUUCGGCUGUUCGUUGCUUCACGAUGGGGAACCAAAAUACCAGCAGCAGCUCCUGGAGUGUCUUUUGCGUUCGUUCCCAGAGCUUCAGGAAGGGGACGCUUUGCUCCUGCCCAUUCUUUCUUGUUUUACGCGCUUCACUGCUGGCUUAGUUUUCAUACUGCACAGUUGUUUCCAGAACAUCUCAUUUGCUUGCCCAACCUCAUCUCAUCUCUUAGGGGCCAGCGCUGUACUGCUUUGUGCUGGCUACCAAGGUCUUCCAGAUCCGGUUUUCCAAUACCUGCAGCAGCUAAGGAAGCUCAUGGGGGUACUGCUUGACUCGGACUCCCCGCAGCAAGUCUUGCAGUUUGUGCCUAUGGAAAACCUUCUAAAGGGGCAGUUGCUGGAGUUUCUGUGGGACCUAAAUACCGCCAUUGCAAAGAGACAGCUGCAUUUGAUUGUCCAAAUCGAGCAACAGCAAAUGACAUGAUUUUUAGUUCAAAGCAGCAAGUUGCCACCCCUUUUUUCACCUAUCUGCUGGGGAAAAAAUGUUUCUUUUUAAACCAUAGGGAACCCUUUUUAAAUAUAUGAUAUUUUGAGAUAUCUGCUGUCCUUUGUACUUUACUAUCCUGCUGCUUUAUUCUCCGUUUAUAUACAACUUGUGAGGCCCUGGGGAAAUUUUCUUAUACAGGAGCCACAGCUGUAAUGGAAAAAAGAGUCCUUUUCUAUGCCUAACUCUGACUUAUAAGUUGGGACCAAAUCUGCCUAGCUUAGUGCUUCUUCAGAAGUGGCACUGGCUUCCAUUAAAGGUGCCUUCAGGUGAAUAGGAGCAGUACAUAGCUGGGACGUGUAUGCUCAUUGUGUGGCUGCAUGCACAGAGCAAAUCACCUGAGUCUUUCUCAACUGAUCGUUGCCCUUUGUGGAAAGCAGCAAUAAUAAUAAUGACCCAUUUGACAGAGUUGCUCCACCUGAUAUCACUUGAUAAAGACCCCUACCUGCUUGGCUGGUUCAUGCAUCUGACUCUGUGGCUGCAUAUAGACAGGUGCUUCUAUGGUGGUAUUAGAAAUUAAAGGCAUCCCUUCCACUAGACUCACCUGGGUUUUGUAUAUGUGCUUCAAACACUCUUAUCCCUUUCUCUCCCCCGCCUUUUAACUGUGAACCUAAUUGUGCCUAUUCAGUGCUGUUGAGUGUUUCAGCAUAUGUGAUCUUACGAUAAAACAUUUACCCACUUUCCCAGUUCUGCAAGGCCUUUCCACUCCCAUCCUGGAUUACCCUUCUGCGUUUCUCUAAGAACAGACCCCAGGGUCAUAGCAGGGACAGAACUCAGGUGAAUGUGCAGGAAGAGCUUCUGUUAUAAACAUAAAAGCCACAAGAUUGAGUCAUCAGGAAAGUCCCUGUAGACUCUUACUUUCUGUCAGACAAAGGCGGGCCUUUGUUCUUCUUCCGCCUCCCCUUUGCAAUACAAGAGAAAUGGAAUUCUGGCAUUAUUUUGGUUUGGGAACUGCCUGUUUAAUGUGGGAUAGUGUGAAUCUUGGACGUAUUUUUCCAUUUUUCAUGGUUUCAGUUCACCCUUUCCUCAUUCCGGCGUAAUGAGUGUGUUGUGAUGGCUCAGAGCUACAGGAUUGGAUCUUAACCACGCUGUGAGCAGCUGGUCUGGAAGAACAUUGGCCAGCAAGGGGCUGUUCAGGCAGUGUUAGCAUGUGAAUAACAAGCAGCUAUUGAGUACCUGUCAACCAGCAAGAGCAUUCAGCUGGCUGAAACUCCCAGUGCUGUUAUGAAAGCUGCAUGCAGCCUUUCCACCUGAGAAGUUGUAUCUUCUGCACAACUGCCAAACAAAUACCUUAAACUAGCAUCCCCUGGGAGGUUGUCCUGUGCAAGGCCUACCAGAGCAGACAGGAGCUGUGUGACUCUGCUUCACUGCGAGGCUAGGCCAUCACUUCCUAGUAAACUGUGCUCCUAAUGUGCCUGUGGCCUUGAGCUAAUGUCCGUAUCCAACCCUGCCAUUUCCCUUUUUUGCAAUAACUAAGGUUUUCAGCCCUCUGCUUGGUGAUUAUUGGUCCACAAGUGUCCACAAUCUUGUAGCGCAGGCUCUCUCAGUGCCCUUCUGACGCUUCCCCCAUUUUCCAGAGAGAAUUUUCAUUCCUUUUCACCUGUAAGUUCAAUGUAGUGUAUUUUGAGGAAACUGGGUGUUUCCAGAUGUGCUUGAUAAGCUGGAUUUGGUAAAAAAAACUCCAGAUGUUGUUUUUCCCUUGAUUUUUUGUUUUUAAAAAUUCUUUGUUUUUAGCUUCAAAAGGAUGGUUGACAUUGUUUUGAAACAAAUGGUUGGCGCCUCAUGUCGCUACUUUGAUUUGGCUACUCUUAUUUCUGUUUUGAGCUUUGUAAAUUAUGAACAGCAAGAAAGUUUGAUCUAGAGGAAACUAAGAAAAAAUGAUUUUGAAAAUACAAUUUAUCUUUU
Messenger RNA from Podarcis lilfordi (Lilford's wall lizard), 6346 nucleotides. The record is from the annotation of a GenBank genome assembly. Lineage: Eukaryota; Metazoa; Chordata; Lepidosauria; Squamata; Lacertidae.